GAAGAUGAAAGAGGAAAGCAUGUGCCCGGACUCCCCCGAAGGCAGCCUGGUCACCAGCGAGGAGGAAGGCGAACGGCUGCACAAGAAAUGCCUCCGCAAGCGCGGCCAGGGGGGCAAGCCGGCGGAGGAUUGCGGCGCGCCCUCGCCGCAGGGCAAGCGGAGCAAGCGCAGCCCCGUCCCGCAGUCCUUCGAGGACGUGCACACACAGCGCGUGAUCGCCAACGUGCGGGAACGCCAGCGGACCCAGUCGCUCAACGACGCCUUCGCGGAGCUGCGGAAGAUCAUCCCGACCUUGCCCUCCGACAAGCUGAGCAAGAUCCAAACCCUCAAGCUGGCCGCCCGCUACAUAGACUUCUUGUACCAGGUCCUGCAGAGCGAUGAGCUGGACCACAAGAUCACCAGCUGCAACUACCUGGCCCACGAGAGGCUCAGCUACGCCUUCUCCGUCUGGAGGAUGGAAGGGGCUUGGUCCAUGUCCGCAUCCCACUGAG
Molecule: messenger RNA, 491 nt
Organism: Haliaeetus leucocephalus (bald eagle)
Lineage: Eukaryota; Metazoa; Chordata; Aves; Accipitriformes; Accipitridae
Product: twist-related protein 2-like
Exons: 1
Coding region: 5-490 (161 amino acids)
Biological process (GO): regulation of transcription by RNA polymerase II; developmental process
Molecular function (GO): DNA-binding transcription factor activity, RNA polymerase II-specific; protein dimerization activity; RNA polymerase II transcription regulatory region sequence-specific DNA binding
Source: RefSeq, a predicted model, not a curated record